Rhagoletis pomonella (apple maggot) is the source of this 1455-nucleotide messenger RNA. RefSeq lists its product as uncharacterized. The transcript has a single exon. Bases 1 to 1455 code for a protein of 484 amino acids. Lineage: Eukaryota; Metazoa; Arthropoda; Insecta; Diptera; Tephritidae. The record is from RefSeq and is a predicted model, not a curated record.
AUGCUACCAAAAAUAUUGUCUACAAUCAACAACAAUAUCAGCAAUAACAAGAUGUCAACAACUAUCGCCAACUCUGUGUCUGCGUAUAUACAAAAGGUACAGAGCAAACUACUGAAUCUCCUCAUUAGUAUAAAACACGAGCUACUGCGACAAAAAGGAAAAGAGGUAAAAUCACUAAAAGUACAUAUUAAACAACAAUUAAGUAUGCGGGAUUAUAAUGCAUUUUUUGAAAGUGAAGAUAGAAUAACUAAUACACUCGCUACAACUAUUAAGAAAACACAAGCUAGCAAGUAUGAAAAAUUAAGAGAGAAACAAAAACAAUUACUUAACAUUAGGGUUGUCCCAGAAUGGUUUUGCAAUAUAACAAGUACAGAAAUUCCAGAUGACAUUCAGUGGCUCCUAUCUUUAGGACCGAAAUUCGCCUUACCUAUAUCCAAUAAAGAGUUUCCACUAUUUAAGAUUAUAGCAGAUGGGGAGAACUGCAUACAGACAAUUAAAGAUAAAGAAAAACAGGAAAUUGAAAGAAACAACUUGACGACUUUAAUACGCGAUUACAUAAAUAAGACGACAAAUACAAUUAGAGAUAAGUUUAUUCAUAAUACCUUUCAUUCUGCUAAGACGUUUCUGAAAAACCAUGACCAAAUUUUAAUCCUCAAUGCUGACAAAGAGAACGUAACUGUAGCGAUGAACAAAGCAGAAUAUGACAUGAAGAUGCAGAAAAUUGUAAAUGACAUCUCAACAUAUAGGGUUUUAAAACGUGACCCUACAAAUAAGCUACAAGGGAAAAAUAAUGAAAUAGUGGAGAAGAUGUAUGCUAAUAAAAUCAUUGAUUUAAAGGAAAAGAACUAUCUGACCUGCAAAACGGCUAAUCCCCCUCGAAUUUACGGAUUGCCGAAAAUGCAGAGAACACCUUUCUAUAACGUUAAAUAUGCGAUCGAGUUCAAAAACAAGAUUGGAAAUACCCAUAUUUAUGACGAUGAAAGUUUGGUGUCUUUUGAUGUCGUAUCGCUAUUCCCGAGCAUCCCCGUAGAAUUAGCAAUAGAGAUUAUAGAUUCGAAAUGGAGUUUGAUAAAAAAGCAUACGUCAUUAACUAGAGAGCUUUUCUUAACCAUAUUAAACUACUGCACUAAAGAGAACCACUACUUCAAAUACAAUGAUAAGAUUUAUGAGCAGAAGCCAGGAAUGCCUAUGGGUUCACCUGCUUCACCUGUCAUAGCGGAUAUAGUUAUGGAAGAACUUUUAAAUAAAUUCGAAAAAGAUUCGGACAGCAAGCCACGGCUACUUACCAAAUAUGUGGAUGAUUUAUUUGCGAUUGUAAAAACGGAAAACAUAGACAAGAUGCUCAACACUUUAAACAAUUUUAACACUUUAAAAUUCACAAUAGAAAUAGAAAAUGAAGGACAACUACCAUACUUGGACACCCUAAUAAUCAGAAAAGAAAGUGGACUUGUAUAA